Messenger RNA from Ostrinia furnacalis (Asian corn borer), 2497 nucleotides. RefSeq names its product juvenile hormone epoxide hydrolase-like protein 1 (gene Jheh-lp1). The transcript is spliced from 7 exons. NCBI's taxonomy places the organism in Eukaryota, Metazoa, Arthropoda, Insecta, Lepidoptera, Crambidae. Bases 202 to 1575 code for a protein of 457 amino acids. The record is from RefSeq and is a predicted model, not a curated record. Gene Ontology annotation, molecular function: epoxide hydrolase activity. Gene Ontology annotation, biological process: epoxide metabolic process.
GCGGCUUUUGCUAGGUCGAGGCCGAAUUUGCGUGAACCCCUAGUUACCAUACGUCAAGCAUACAAAACGAUUUCGGCGGCCGACGCGAGCGCAGACGCACGUGCUCAUCUCAUUGCUGAUACAUAGUGCCGGUUUAUUCGUGCAUUGUGAUCGCGAUACGUGUUUUUGUUAUUUCUACUGCUGAAGACUUCUAUACCAAAGAUGUACAGAUUAAUGUCAUCCAUCGCGGUGGUGAUAGCAAUUGGAGCAGGACUAGUGAUUACCUACGUCCGAUAUAAAGUCCCAGAGAGACCCAGAUUCGACUUGGAGAAAUGGUGGGGCAUUGGAAGCAAACCAAAGGAAGAAGACACUUCGAUUAGAAUAUUCAGCGUAGACUUUAAUGAUACGAUGAUACACGAUUUAAAGCAGAGGAUAAGAAAUAGACGACCGUUGACAAGACCCUUAGAAGGCAUCCAAUCGGAAUAUGGGAUGAACACCUUAUACCUUGAGAAAAUUCUUGAGUACUGGGUCGAUAAAUACGACUUUAAGGGCAGAGCCGCGUUACUGAAUAGAUACCCGCAUUAUAAAACGAGAAUACAAGGUUUGGAUAUCCAUUUCAUGCGAGUGAAGCCCGACGCGAGAGGGUUAAAGGUCUUGCCCUUACUGAUGCUCCACGGAUGGCCAAGUUCCUCUAAAGAGUUCGACAAAGUUAUACCGAUGUUGACUACGCCCAAAGAUGGGUACGACUUCGUAUAUGAAGUUAUAGCAGCCGAUCUCCCUGGCUUUGGAUUUUCUGAGGGCACAAAUAAGCCUGGUUUGAACCCAGUUCAAAUGGGCAUAAUGCUGAAAAACCUAAUGAAAAGGCUUGGCCACGAAAAGUUCUAUAUUCAAGCGGGAGACUGGGGGUCACAAUGCGCCAGCCAUAUGGCCACGUUAUUCCCUGAAGACAUACUAGGAUACCACACAAACAUGCCGAUAUCUUCAAGACCCAUCAGCUCCUUCAAGCUGCUGUUAGGAUCGUUCUUCCCGAAUUUGGUUGUUGAUCCUAAGUAUGUCAGCAGGGUGUAUCCCUUGAAAAAAUUAUUCUCAUACCUGAUAAGAGAGAGCGGAUACUUUCACAUACAAUCCACUAAGCCGGACACUGUUGGUGUUGCCCUAACUGAUUCACCAGUAGGUCUGGCCGCGUACGUGAUUGAGAAAAUGGCCAUAUGCAGCAAUAGGGACCAACUGAACACUCCCCACGGAGGCAUCGAGAACCUCAACUUGGACGAUGUGUUAGACACCAUUACCAUUAUCUGGGCGAACAACUGCAUAGUCACCUCGAGCAGGAUCUAUGCUGAGGGAUUUCAGCAGCCUGAAGUCGUGCUGGUGCAGGAAAUUCCGACACCGGUGCCGACAGCAGCAAUCAACUUCAAGUACGAAGUCCUCUACCAACCAGAUUGGAUUUUGAAGGACAAAUUCCCCAAUCUAGUCCGAUCAACAACGGUCGACGUCGGCGGCCAUUUUGCUGGAUUGCAGACACCACAAAUGCUAGCCGAUGACGUGUACGCAGCGGGCGCUGCCUUCUUGGCGUUCCACAACAAGUCUCGAAGAUAAAAGUAAAGUUUACCACUUAAUAUGUCUAACUGUGACUCUUUAAAACCAAUUUUUUGUACUUUUUAUAUGACAAGAGAACUUUAACAUGGUCUCAAUGUGUUACCAAAUAUGAACGUAUUGUUGUAUGUAUGAUGCGGUACAAACUCGGACAUAAGUUAACAACUUUCACCUUUUAGGUAUGAAAUGUCUCAGAUGUGACGUGACUUGGCAAUACUUUGCUAUCUUUAAAUAAAAUACAACUAAGCUUUACUUGUAUGUAUUUGUUGAGUCAUAUUACAAAUUAGGCUGUUUCAAUAACAUUAUGUUUGACAUCUAAUUACAUGUUUAUGUCCUAUGUAUAUUAUUAUGUAAUUAUUUCGAUUCGCUCCCUCGUUUGCCUCGCAAACAAGCGAGUGGCCAAAUUAUAGUUACACAAGGUUGUGAGGUUAAUAAUGUUUUGUAUGUUUUAAUAACUCAAUGAGAUAUAACUAAUCGGUUUAAAGAUUAGAUUACGGGGUCAAAACGCUUAUUUUCUUUUCUGUUUUAGUUGUCUUCAUUCGAUUUCUAUGUACAUACGUAUUUUUUAAAAUCAAUCAAUAUUGUCUAGAUGUAAUUGUAACGGCUAAAUACUACAGUGAACUUUCUUAAAAUCAUUACAAAAGGAAUGAAUAUUAUUCCAAAUAACUUCUGAAGUCCUAUUGACCCAUUGGUGCAUCACAAAAAAAUAUCUAUGCCUGUGUUACACCACGCUAUAGUUAAGAAGAUUGAAUGUAGUAUUUCGCAAAUGCUCACUGUUUUUAUUCGUACUUAAAUUAGUUCCAUACAAUUCAAUUAGGCAAUAUUUUUCAAUUUAUAUUUUAACCCGAUAUAAAAACAGAGGAUAAGCGAUUGGCAUACAAGUAUUUUUAGGUUAAGUUAUAUUGGUUUAGCGAGUAUAGACUGA